CUGCCAGUCUCGGGCCGCGAGCGCGAGCGGCUGCGCGCCGAACACGCAAAAUACGUAAGCGCCCUGGCGAACGACGAACGCUGCGCUCGCCGCGGCGUCACGUUCUCCGGAUCGACCGCGAACGGCAACACUACCACCGUGACUGAAUUUCAGUGUCAAAAGGUUCGCGUCCGCGAAUUCUACAUCGCGAUGCAGCGUUGCCCCUACAUCCACGAGAUGAAGGAGCGACUGCUCGGCGCACCGGUGGAAACUCUGGAGACGAAAGAGGCGAGGGAGGCGAGGGAAGUGCGGGAGCCAUCGCGCGACCGCGCCCUCGAACAAAUACAAGACACCCAGGUCGGCACCAUCGUCAAACUGAAUUCGGACGGAUACGGUUCGCACACGUCGCCGGCGCGCGCGCCACUCGUCACGGACGAGUGCGAAGCGCCGGCGGACGAAACCGACGCCCUCUCACCCACUGAGGCGGUACUACGGUACCGUGCCUGCUGUCAACUUGACACUAAACCUAAAAAUGCCAAAACCUCAUUAUUUAUAAUUUCAAGUUUUAUUUACGCGAAGCUUCUGGUUGUGGUUUGCAUUGCCUAUGUCAUCAGUGAUGUUAUUACCCACAACCUCCCACUUUACUACUACGAAGGUUUCUUCACCUACCUAUAUGGCAUGAGCAUAUUAUUCUUGCUGUACGUCUUCUGUUUCCUACUACAAGAAAGUACCUGCUGUAACGGUAGUCCACCAAAACCGAAGCCUCCACCAAAAGAGAAGAAACCCAAGAAAGAAAAAGAAAAGAAGACCAAAGAUAAAGAAGGCAAAGAUGGAAAAGAAGGGAAAAAAGAUGGUAAGAAAGAUGGUAAAUCAAAGGACAAGGAUAAAGAUAAGGAAAGCGGAAAGGAUAAAGCGAACAAAGAAAGCAAGAAACAAAGUCAGUUUCAGGAGGUGUAUCCCCGUAAGAUGCGUGAUAAAGUUCGUCAACAACAAUUACAAAUGCAAAUGGCUCAAUUGUAUGCGUCUGAACAGCAACAAGAUGUGGUGGAGCUAGAAGCGGGGCCUGUGGCGAGGCCAAUGCGCCGGCGAAAAACUUCACAGAAUGAUCACAGCCACGGUAGCUUCUUCUUAAGAAUAGGCGCAAUUGCCUUCGGCCUCGGAACCAUGAUCUAUAAUGGAUUGGAAUUUGGAACAUUUUUCGAAUUACCAUUAGAAUCACCUUGUUACCUUAUCCUUAAAGGGAUCAAUCCAGUAUUGCAGAUGGUUUUUACAUUUAUGCAAAUGUAUUUUAUUUUCAUGAAUUCGCGAUUGAAUAUUCACCGCUUCAAGGUAAUCGCCCGGUUUGGUUUAAUGCACGUUGUUGCUACCAACAUUUGUGUAUGGAUUCGCACUCUUGUACUAGAAUCUCUAAAAGAGAUUACUGACUACCAUGUUAAGAAUCCUCAUGGUGUUCCUGGGGAAGGCAUACUUGGAAAAGUCAUCCGAAAGCACACCUUAAGGCAUUCUGGUAAAGUAUUUGGUGCUGCGACAACAGUUGCGUCCACGGCAGUUUCCAUGGCUAAGAGUUCUAGUGAUCAGAUACUAAGCAUCGUUACAACUGCUAAUCCUACCACGGCUUCAACUACCACGGCCACUCUUUCACCAUAUUAUAAUGCCGGUGGUGGGUUCAUGCCACAAUCGAAAAUAAUUGAUACUAUAAAAAGCACAGUAGGUUACGGAAAUGAUAUGGGCUAUGGUCACGGGCAAGAAUCAUGGCCUAAUGAUAACCCAUUCACAACAACGUCCACUAUUGCACCAAUAACGUCGCAGAACGGAAAAGUGACUCAGACUCAAACGGCCAUGUUGGAAGUUUUCCAAUGGCUUUACACUUCAACCUUGAAACCAAUUGUCAGCACCAUGACAACAAUGGUCGCUUCCACACCUGGACCUUACGUAACUGACAAAGAUGAAUGGGGCAAUAGCAUUCAAAAGUAUCGCGUUGAUGAACCACCUCAUGUGCCAGCCAACAACUCAACAGAAGUCUUCGAGUCUUUCGACACUUUGAACCCAGCUGCCUUGAUCGCCAAUAUUGAUAAUUCAACAGUAUGUGGAAGGAAUCCUAUCAUGGGUACUAUUGUCACCGAUUCUGCUCCGUACCUUUACCCCUUCAUUAUUGAAUAUUCACUUAUCGGAGCAGCUGUUAUUUAUGUCAUGUGGAAACAUAUUGGGAGAUACCCAAGCGUGGCGAACGAUGAAGAUCUGGAAAGACGUCUGGAAGCUGUUCUCUCCCGCAGGGCAGCGGCUUUAGCGGCCGCUCAACGAGGCAAUCGUGUGGACUGUGCAGGCGCAUCCAAGGGCCUUUUCUGUGGAUUGCUGCUUUUAGUCGCAUCACUUAUCUGCUUGAUUCUCUUCUUCGUCUUGAUCAGGCAUCAGGAACUAAAACGCCUAUCGAUUUACCUGGCCGAUGUAUCACACUGCGCGCUUAUGAUCCUAUCCAUUUUGGCAAUUUUGAUUGGAUUUAUACGGGUGCAAUCUUUGAAGUUCCGCUCUGAAGAACAAUCCGACUUGAAUGACAUCUUGCUCCGUGUUUCUGCUUUUGGACUCUUCUUGUAUGCUGUGUUCAGCGUCAUCGCCGGUGGAAUGGGCGCUUUCACUCACGAACCAAACCUGCUCGUGAUGAUUACCGGGUGUCUGAGCGUACUUCAGGUCAUACUUCAACUGCUGUUCAUAGCAGAUGUUUCCCGUCGCCGUGUGCACUUACCCGAGCAAGAGCGUAGCAAGCCUGCACGUCAAGCCGUUACCUUCCUUCUCAUCUGCAACGUUACCAUGUGGCUUAUUUACACCUUCGAGGCACAAAAAGUCUUGGCUAACCCGGUACAACUGGACUUCUACGGUUUCGUAGCUUGGUCGCUUGUUCAACGAUUCACUCUUCCGCUUUGUAUCUUCCAUCGUUUUCACUCGGCUGUUACUCUAGCCGAGAUUUGGAAAUCUAGUUACAAAGCACGAUUGGAGUGA
This is a messenger RNA of Parnassius mnemosyne (clouded apollo), 2973 nucleotides long. The record is from the annotation of a GenBank genome assembly. Lineage: Eukaryota; Metazoa; Arthropoda; Insecta; Lepidoptera; Papilionidae.